AUGGAGCUCUCCGAUGUGCGCUGCCUGAGCGGCAGCGAGGAACUCUACACCAUUCACCCGACGCCCCCGGCCGGCGACGGCGGGAGCGGCUCCCGGCCGCAGCGGCUGCUGUGGCAGACGGCGGUGAGGCACAUCACCGAGCAGCGCUUCAUUCACGGGCACCGGGGCAGCGGCGGCGGCAGCGGGAGUAGAGGCUCCGGCAAAGCCUCGGACGCUGCAGGCGGCGGCCCCAACCACCACGCGGCGCAGCUGUCCGGGGACUCGGCGCUGCCCCUCUACUCGCUGGGCCCCGGGGAGAGAGCGCACAGCUCCGGUGGCACCAAAGUCUUCCCGGAACGCAGCGGGAGCGGCAGCGGCAGCGGCAGCGGGGGCGGGGGCGAUCUGGGCUUCCUGCACCUGGACUGCGCCCCGAGCAACUCGGAUUUCUUCCUCAAUGGGGGCUAUAGCUACCGAGGGGUCAUUUUCCCCACUCUGCGCAACUCCUUCAAGUCCAGGGAUCUGGAGCGCCUCUACCAGCGCUAUUUCCUGGGCCAGAGGCGCAAAUCCGAGGUGGUGAUGAACGUGCUGGACGUGCUGACCAAACUCACCCUCUUGGUCCUCCACCUGAGCCUGGCCUCGGCCCCCAUGGACCCGCUCAAGGGCAUUCUCCUGGGCUUCUUCACUGGCAUCGAGGUGGUGAUCUGCGCGCUCGUGGUGGUCAGGAAGGACACCACCUCGCACACGUACCUGCAGUACAGCGGCGUGGUCACUUGGGUGGCCAUGACCACCCAGAUCUUGGCAGCAGGCCUCGGCUACGGGCUUCUGGGUGAUGGCAUCGGCUACGUCCUCUUCACGCUGUUCGCCACCUACAGCAUGCUGCCGCUGCCGCUCACCUGGGCCAUCCUGGCCGGCCUGGGCACCUCGCUGCUGCAGGUGGUCGUGCAGGUGGCCAUUCCCCGGCUGGCGGUCAUCUCCAUCAACCAGGUGAUGGCCCAGGCAGUGCUGUUCAUGUGUAUGAACACGGCUGGAACCUUCAUCAGUUACCUGUCAGACCGGGCCCAGCGCCAAGCCUUCCUGGAGACACGGAGGUGUGUGGAGGCCAGGCUGCGCCUGGAGACGGAAAACCAAAGACAGGAGCGGCUCGUGCUGUCUGUGCUUCCCCGGUUUGUCGUCCUGGAAAUGAUCAAUGACAUGACCAAUGUUGAAGACGAGCACCUGCAGCACCAAUUCCAUCGGAUCUACAUCCACCGCUAUGAGAAUGUCAGUAUUCUUUUCGCAGAUGUGAAAGGAUUUACCAACCUCUCCACAACCUUGUCUGCCCAGGAGCUGGUCAGGAUGCUCAACGAGCUCUUUGCCAGAUUUGAUCGACUGGCCCACGAGCAUCACUGCCUUCGCAUUAAAAUCCUGGGGGACUGUUACUACUGUGUUUCAGGGCUUCCAGAGCCCCGCCAGGACCACGCCCACUGCUGCGUUGAAAUGGGCCUCAGCAUGAUCAAAACCAUCAGGUAUGUGAGGUCAAGGACGAAGCAUGAUGUUGACAUGCGGAUCGGAAUCCACUCGGGCUCGGUGCUGUGUGGCGUGUUGGGUCUGAGAAAGUGGCAGUUUGAUGUCUGGUCUUGGGAUGUGGACAUCGCGAACAAACUUGAGUCUGGAGGAAUCCCUGGGAGGAUUCACAUUUCCAAAGCCACGCUGGACUGCCUCAACGGUGACUAUAAUGUGGAAGAGGGUCAUGGUAAAGAGAGAAACGAAUUCUUGAGGAAGCAUAACAUAGAGACCUAUUUGAUUAAGCAGCCUGAGGAGAGUCUACUGACGUUGCCCGAAGACAUUGUCAAGGAGUCGGUGAGCUUCUCAGACAGGAGAAACAGUGGGGCGACAUUCACAGAAGGAUCCUGGAGCCCCGAACUGCCCUUUGAUAACAUAGUGGGGAAACAGAACACUCUGGCUGCCCUAACAAGAAAUUCAAUAAAUCUACUUCCAAACCAUCUUGCACAAGCUUUGCAUGUCCAGUCUGGGCCUGAGGAAAUUAACAAGAGAAUAGAACAUACCAUCGACUUGCGGAGUGGCGAUAAAUUGAGAAGAGAGCAUAUCAAGCCAUUCUCACUGAUGUUUAAAGACUCCAGCCUGGAGCACAAGUAUUCUCAAAUGAGGGACGAAGUAUUCAAGUCAAACUUGGUCUGUGCAUUUAUCGUUCUCCUAUUUAUCACGGCAAUCCAAAGUUUGCUUCCUUCUUCAAGGGUGAUGCCAAUGGCCAUCCAGUUUUCCAUCCUGAUCAUGCUGCACUCGGCUCUGGUCCUCAUCACCACGGCAGAAGAUUACAAGUGUUUGCCUCUGGUCCUCCGGAAAACUUGCUGUUGGAUUAACGAGACCUACUUAGCCCGGAACGUCAUCAUCUUUGCAUCCAUCUUGAUUAACUUCCUGGGCGCCAUCUUGAAUAUCCUGUGGUGUGAUUUUGACAAGUCGAUACCCUUGAAGAACCUGACUUUCAAUUCCUCAGCUGUGUUUACAGAUAUCUGCUCCUGCCCAGAGUACUUCGUCUUCACUGGGGUGUUGGCCAUGGUGACCUGUGCGGUUUUCCUCCGCCUGAACUCUGUCCUGAAGCUGGCCGUGCUGCUGAUUAUGAUUGCCAUCUACGCGCUGCUGACUGAGACCGUCUACGCGGGCCUCUUCCUGCGCUAUGACAACCUAAACCACAGCGGAGAUUUCUUUGUGCAAACCACGGGGAUAAGUAUAUUAUACUCACCUGUUUCCCUUCUCUUCUUUCUCUCUCGUGCCCGGCAGCUGGAGUACACGGCCCGCCUGGACUUCCUUUGGCGAGUGCAGGCCAAAGAGGAGAUCAACGAGAUGAAGGAGCUCAGGGAGCACAAUGAGAACAUGCUCCGGAACAUUCUACCCAGCCACGUGGCCCGCCACUUCCUGGAGAAAGACCGAGACAACGAGGAGCUGUAUUCCCAAUCUUAUGAUGCCGUUGGGGUGAUGUUCGCCUCCAUCCCGGGGUUUGCAGACUUUUACUCUCAGACUGAGAUGAAUAACCAGGGAGUAGAAUGCCUGCGUCUGUUGAAUGAGAUCAUUGCUGACUUCGAUGAGCUGCUAGGCGAAGACCGGUUUCAGGACAUUGAAAAGAUUAAGACCAUCGGCAGCACCUACAUGGCCGUGUCGGGCCUGUCACCUGAAAAACAGCAAUGUGAAGACAAGUGGGGACAUCUGUGUGCCCUGGCCGACUUCUCCCUCGCCCUGACCGAAAGCAUACAGGAGAUCAACAAACAUUCCUUCAACAAUUUCGAACUCCGGAUUGGCAUCAGUCACGGCUCCGUGGUAGCUGGGGUCAUCGGCGCUAAGAAGCCACAGUAUGACAUUUGGGGCAAAACUGUGAACCUGGCGAGCCGAAUGGACAGCACAGGGGUCAGCGGCAGGAUCCAAGUCCCCGAGGAGACCUAUCUCAUCCUGAAGGACCAGGGCUUUGCCUUCGACUACCGAGGGGAGAUCUACGUGAAGGGCAUCAGUGAGCAGGAAGGGAAAAUCAAAACGUACUUUCUCCUGGGAAGAGUCCAACCCAACCCGUUCAUCCUGCCCCCGAGAAGACUGCCCGGGCAGUACUCACUGGCCGCAGUCGUCCUGGGCCUUGUCCAGUCCCUCAACAGGCAAAGGCAGAAGCAGUUGCUCAAUGAGAACAUCAACACAGGGAUCAUCAAGGGCCACUACAACCGGCGGACUUUGCUGACACCCAGUGGGCCAGAGCCCGGGGCCCAGGCUGAGGGCGCCGACAAGUCCGAUUUGCCAUGA
Messenger RNA from Puma concolor (puma), 3759 nucleotides. The record is from RefSeq and is a predicted model, not a curated record. Lineage: Eukaryota; Metazoa; Chordata; Mammalia; Carnivora; Felidae.